Molecule: messenger RNA, 801 nt
Organism: Podospora pseudocomata
Lineage: Eukaryota; Fungi; Ascomycota; Sordariomycetes; Sordariales; Podosporaceae
Exons: 3
Coding region: 123-626 (167 amino acids)
Cellular component (GO): mitochondrial large ribosomal subunit
Molecular function (GO): structural constituent of ribosome
Source: RefSeq, a predicted model, not a curated record
UCAAGCUCGCUCCCACCCUCACUCCCAAUUGCGAACCUCUACGACCGCACCGUCACCAAUCCAACAUCCCCGUCCCCCGGGACGACGACGACGACAACAACAACAAACACAUCCCGCCCACCAUGGCGACCCCCACCAACCCCUCAACCUUCAUCCAACUAGCGCAAUCCCUCCCCCCCCGCCUCAAGACCUUUCUGGCGCGCUACCCCCCCCUAUCCAUCCUCCCCCUCGGCGCGGCCCACGCUCCGAGCAAGGCCCUCACCUUUUACCAGCGCGAGACCCCCAACCCGUUCCUCCCGCGGAAGCACCCUGUGACCGGCAAAUGGCACGACCCAAAAUACUCCCUGCGUAGACAGGCUGAGCUUGUCAAGUUGGCGAGGGACCACGGAGUGGAGGAGUUGCUGCCUUAUACGGAGAAGGGGACGGAGACGAGACUGGCGAAGAGGGUGGAGUUUGGGUUGAGGGUGAAGGGUACUGGUUUGGGUGAGAAGGUCAAGGGUCAUAAGCAUGAGAGGGUGCUGGUUGCAAAGAUGGAGAAGAGGAGGAAGGCUAUGCUUGAGAUGCCUGGGCUUAUUAGGGAGUGGAAGAAGGUUGGGAAGCGCAACUGGAGCAAGUUCCCCAGGUAAAGGCGCUACGAUAUCACGAAGACGAUCGACGGAGAAAAAGGACAAUGGGGGGGAGGAGUACCAAGAGGAUGAUGGGGGAAAAGUGUAUAGAUUGGGAGGCAGGGCAGGGCAGGGCAGGGCAGCAUUUGUAUCAAUACCAGCAAGACAACAAGCAAAAAUGUACAACACACAUAUU